Messenger RNA from Durio zibethinus, 1121 nucleotides. RefSeq names its product putative xyloglucan endotransglucosylase/hydrolase protein 30. The record is from RefSeq and is a predicted model, not a curated record. Gene Ontology annotation, biological process: xyloglucan metabolic process; cell wall biogenesis. Gene Ontology annotation, molecular function: hydrolase activity, hydrolyzing O-glycosyl compounds; xyloglucan:xyloglucosyl transferase activity. Gene Ontology annotation, cellular component: apoplast; cell wall. Lineage: Eukaryota; Viridiplantae; Streptophyta; Magnoliopsida; Malvales; Malvaceae.
UGGAAGAGAGACAGGAAAAAAGAGAAAGAACCGAAAAAGAAACAAAUACCAAAGAAUAAAUUAUGGGUCGUUUACAAUGCUUUCUUUCAGAGACGUUAACACCCUUCUCCUUCCUUUGCUUCUUCUUCUGUUGGUUCUUCUGCUUCAGAACUGCUGCUUUCAACCUCACCACCCUCUCCUUUGAUGAAGGAUACAACCCUCUCUUCGGUGAUGGCAAUCUUGUUCGCUCGCCUGAUGGCCACAGCGUCUGCCUCCUCCUUGACGUUUACACAGGGUCGGGUUUUAUUUCAUCCAGUAUGUAUCAACAUGGAUUUUUCAGUGCCAAAAUCAAGUUGCCAUCAGAUUAUACUGCUGGAAUAGUGGUUGCCUUCUAUACAUCAAACGGUGACGUAUUCGAAAAAACUCAUGAUGAAUUAGACUUCGAGUUUUUAGGAAAUAUUGAAGGCAAGCCAUGGAGAUUCCAGACGAAUUUGUAUGGCAAUGGCAGCAUAAACCGAGGCCGAGAGGAACGCUACAGCCUUUGGUUUGAUCCAUCGAAGGAAUUCCACAGAUACAGCAUACUAUGGACGACCAAGAACAUCAUUUUUUACGUUGAUGAAGUUCCAAUUAGGGAGGUGAUGCGUAAUGAUGAAAUGGGUGGAGACUACCCAUCGAAGCCAAUGUCUUUGUAUGCCACAAUAUGGGAUGCCUCUAGUUGGGCCACAUCCGGAGGCAAACAUAAAGUUAAUUAUGAAUAUGCCCCAUUCACUUCCCAGUUUAAAGAGCUAGUCCUCGACGGUUGCCCUAUGGAUCCUAUCCAGCAAUUCCCCAACCCCACUGCCUGCUCUUUUACAGAUGCCUGGCUCGAGGACCGUGACUAUGCCGUCAUAACACCGGCAAGGCGAGCCGCCAUGCGCAAAUUCAGGCAGCGUUACAUGUACUAUUCAUACUGUUAUGACGCAUUACGUUACCCUGUAACACCUCCCGAAUGCGUAAUUGAUCCAAUUGAAAGACAAAGAUUUCAAGACACCGGAAGGUUAAAUUUUGGCGGAAGCCAUAGGAAGCAAACGAGAAUCACAAGAGCACGCCGGAAGAGAAGGUCAAAGGAUGCUUUCAUCUCCAAUGACCAGACUGACAUAUGA